AUGUUUGCAGCCGGAGCCCAGCAAGCGGCAGCAAACACUCAAUCACUUCUCGAAAUGCUCCAACACUCCCAGGUAUCCAACCUGCCAGCCUAUGGCGCCAAGGUUGCAGCCGCAAUUCUUGGUAGUGAAGAUUUCACGCAGGUGUGGUACACUGAUCUGAUCACGGAGCUAUCGGGUUCGGUCUAUGAGACAGGCACUGUAUUCAGCAUUGAUCCAAAGUGGCAUGUUGAUAGCCCGAGAGGACCCUUAACACUGAGUCUGACAAGGACAACCAGGUGCUCCGGGGACAUGGAAUUAUCUUACUCAACAGCGGGGGAUGUUUGGCUUCUUAGGACUACCGUCGGUAAUUGUGGACAAACUUCGAGGUAA
Molecule: messenger RNA, 369 nt
Organism: Aspergillus chevalieri
Lineage: Eukaryota; Fungi; Ascomycota; Eurotiomycetes; Eurotiales; Aspergillaceae
Exons: 1
Coding region: 1-369 (122 amino acids)
Source: RefSeq, a predicted model, not a curated record